CUUGAUUGUUCUAAGCAACCAUGCUAUCUUUGCGCGAUCUAUGCAUCCUACCACGAUGACCUGGUUGCUCUUAUUGAUUUCUUGCGUCCUUACAGCUGGAUUGCUUCUUUCUCGCCGUUUUCAGUCGAGGUCGCUGCCACCAGGCCCUCCUGGACAUUGGCUAUUCGGGAAUGAUCUUCCCAGGAAACGCGCUUUCUUGAAAUACGAGGAAUGGACGAGGGAGUACGGGCCUGUCUUCUCGCUCAAGAGGUUUGGAAAGGUGUAUAUUGUGGUUGGUCGAUACGAUGCUGCUGUGGAGAUCAUGGAGAAAUGCGGGAUGCAGACUUCGGACAGACCACGGGCUAUUGCUGCCUCUGAAACGUUUUCUGGGGGUCUUAGGCCUAUUCUGCUGAGCGAUACGCCGAGGUGGAGGGCUUUGAAUAGGGCAUUGCACUCGCAUCUGAAGACGAACAAAGCUAUGGCUUACGAGCCCAUCCAGUUCUAUCAUGCGAAGAAAUUGAUUCUUAAUGUUCUUGACGACCCGGAAAGGUUUACGCCGCACACCAAGAUAUAUGCAGCGUCUGUGAUUCUUACCCUGACGUAUGGGAAGACGACGCCUACGACUUUCGAUGAUCCUGAUCUCCAGCAAAUGCUUCGAGAUGCGGAAAGGUUUCGCAGGGCCAUUCUCCCGGGGGCGUACCUCGUGGAUACGUUUCCUGUUCUGAGAUGGGUUCCUGGGUACCUUGCAGAGCUGAAGAGGUGGCAUCGAGAUUCGCAGGCGUUGUGUCGUCGAUGUUUAGGGGGUGUUCAGGAGAGAAUGGCCAGUGGGGCAGAAGUUCUGGGCUGUUUCGCGAAGGAUCUCUUGGAUAAAAAGAAGUUGUCAUUUGACCAGGCGGCGUUUCUUGCUGGUUCGAUGUUUGCUGCUGGAUCUAAUACGACUGCGUCUGCGAUGGUGUUUGUUAUCAUGGCCGCUGCCUGUUUUCCUGAUGCGGCAAAGGUUGUACAAAAAGAAAUCGAUGAAUUGGUUGGUCAGGACCGAUGCCCGACAUUUGAAGAUCGAGAGCGACUCCCGCAAGUGAUGGCAUUCGUUUCUGAGUGUUUUAGGUGGCGACCGUUGUUCCCAAGCGGCAUCGCUCAUGCCGCGUCGGAAGAUAUUGUGUGGCACGACUAUAUGAUUCCUAAAGGGGCUACAAUUAUUGCCUCGCCUUGGUCCAUCUUCCAUUCCACUGAUGUUUUUCCUAAUCCCGAAGAUUUUGAUCCUCAGAGAUGGAUCGUUGAUGGGAAGGUGAGAGAGGACAUCAGGCAAUUCGUUUAUGGAUUCGGUCGGAGAGUUUGUCCUGGAUCGCGCGUUGCGAAUAGGUCGCUAUUCAUUAAUGCGGCGCUUCUUUUGUGGGCUUUUGACAUUCUUCCUACUGAAAGGAUUGAUACUAUGGCUUUUGCUGAUGAGCCGGGUAUGCAUCCGGGAAGUUUUGGAGUGCGUUUUGACUUGCGGGUGGGGAGGGAGAGAGAGGACUGGGUCCGGUCGUUGAUGGCCAAAUGAGCGCUAGAGUUCGGGGAUAACCGUUUGAAUAAUGAAAAAGAGUAGUGUGUAAAUGAAAAAAAAAGAGCUCAAUAGCAAUUUUCGCUGUAAGAAGAGGAGGGCGGAGAUAAGACGUGUAUUGUUUGUACAUUAUGGAGUAAAAAGUCCGACUGGGUCAUCAGGAUUCUCCCUUGUCU
Guyanagaster necrorhizus is the source of this 1695-nucleotide messenger RNA. Its product is annotated as cytochrome P450. The transcript is spliced from 15 exons. NCBI's taxonomy places the organism in Eukaryota, Fungi, Basidiomycota, Agaricomycetes, Agaricales, Physalacriaceae. The record is from RefSeq and is a predicted model, not a curated record. Bases 56 to 1519 code for a protein of 487 amino acids. Gene Ontology annotation, molecular function: monooxygenase activity; iron ion binding; oxidoreductase activity, acting on paired donors, with incorporation or reduction of molecular oxygen.